AUGUCCUCUUUCAUUUGCUCUCUUGUCCUUCUGUUGCUGGCUCCAUUGGCAUCCUGCCAUGGUCAUCAUGGUGGAACUGUCUUGGUCCUGGGCGCGACCGGACGCACUGGUUCCUUGCUGUACAAAGACCUAAAGAAAACGAGCCGCCACGAAGUGCGAGCCCUGAUACGAAGUACGGACAAGGCCCGAGAUAUUCUAGGCUGCGACAAGUGCGACGAGUCCGAAGGAAUCUACUUGGGCGAUAUCACCAAUGUGACAUCAAUGAUACCGGCCUUUGAACAUGUCCAAACGGUAGCCAUUGCCACCGGAUUGAGUGGGAGAGGAUCGCCCACGCAGGAAGUCAUUCGCUCCAUCGAAUUCGACGGGAUCCAGAAUGCUGUGAAGGCACUGGCACAAGAAACCAACAUUCAAGCCUACGGCGGUGUGUCCAAUCUUCGAGUGGUAUUGUGCAGUUCCAGGGGAACCACGACACCUAGCAGCGGUGUUUUCGGAGAUAUUCUAUUCUACAAGUUAAAUGCCGAGGUAUUCUUGGGUAGCAUUGGCAUGACCACCUCGAUUGUCAAGCCUUGUGGGUUGUCCACUCAAGCGGGUCAAAAUCGUACACUGAAGGACCGGGAACCAAAGAUCUACCCAGCCUUAUUGAGUCUGCCAAAUGGAAAUGGCAGCAACAAGAUGACUCGGGGAAGCAUACGCAUCACCACCAUCACCAUUCAAAGGAAAGCCGACGUUCCCUGCAAGAAUUGA
Molecule: messenger RNA, 744 nt
Organism: Seminavis robusta
Lineage: Eukaryota; Bacillariophyta; Bacillariophyceae; Naviculales; Naviculaceae
Source: the annotation of a GenBank genome assembly